CGCUGUACGUGUGUCGGUUCAAAGAGGAAGGAAGAUGGCGGACAACAAAGGCGAGGAGGAGAUGGACCCGUCCGCUAAUUCGGACCCAGGGCCUACAAUACAGAAAAAUGAACUGUCGGAAAUCAAAACAGAGGCAGAAGCAGAACCCACCUCGAAUGAGAAGGACGAUAUUUGUACGGAGUCCAGUGAAACCACAGAGCAAACGCCUACCCCCGCCAGUGACGGAGGAGACGCUAGCAGCGGAGCUGCUGUUACUGCGGGAGCAGGCACCGAGGGGAACGAGAGCACUAGGAGCACUAGCGGCACCGCUAGCCCGGCUGACACCGCUGCCAGCACCAAUGCAGACCCUGUCGAAACAGAACCUAUCCCCGCCGCCGAGGACGCUCCUGCUGGCGGACUUAGCACUGAAAUGUCUCCACCUCCUACUGCUCCAGCGGCCACACCGGUUCCCGCUCCGAUAAAUUUACUGGAUACGUGCGCUGUGUGUAAACAAAGUCUGCAGAACCGAGACUGUGAGCCUAAACUACUCCCGUGUUUGCACUCGUUCUGUCUAAAGUGUAUCCCGCAGCCGGACAGACAGGUCAGUGUGCAGGUGCCUGGACCACACGGACACACGGACACUCAUAUUGUCAAUGUCAUGCGCUGUUCGGUGUGCUUCCAGGAUUACAAACAACUGGACAUCAUCGACAACUAUUUUGUCAAAGACACGUCUGACGCCACCAGCUCAUCUGAUGAAAAGUCUGCCCAGGUGUGCACGAGUUGUGAGGACAAUGCAGGAACAAUAGGCUUCUGUGUAGAGUGUGGUGAGUGGCUGUGUAAGACAUGUGUAGAGGCUCACCAGAGGGUGAAGAUCACUAAAGACCACACUAUCCGCACCAAAGAGGACGCCAACACAGAGACUGUGGGGACGUCAGGACAGAGACCAGUGUUCUGUCCCAUUCACAAACAGGAGCAUCUGAAGCUGUUCUGUGAGACAUGUGACACACUCACGUGUAGAGAUUGUCAGCUGCUGGAGCACAAGGAGCACAGGUACCAGUUUCUGGAGGAGGCCUUCAUGAAUCAGAAGGGCAUGAUUGAAGCCACAAUGGCCAAGCUUCAAGAAAAAAAGAACUUUGUCCAUUUCACCGUGUCUCAGGUGCAAAGCAGGCUGAAAGAGCUUAAUGAGACGCACAAGAAGGUGGAGCACGAGAUUAAAAUUGCAGUGUUUACUCUGAUAAAUGAAAUCAAUAAGAAGGGGAAGUCCCUGCUGCAGCAGUUAGAGGGUUUGACCAAAGAACGCAGUUUACGUCUAGCAGCCAUGCACAAAGACACCACUCAGCUGGCCCAUCAGAUCCACCAUGUGCUAAACUUCUGUCACUGGGCCAUCACCACUGGCAGCAGCACCGCUCUACUCUACAGCAAGAGACUGAUUCUGUUUCAGCUUCGCCAGCUCUUUAAGGCCAGGGUAGAGCCCCCACCUCAGUCCAAUGGAGUGGUACGCUUCUUCUGUGACCCUACGUUCUGGGCCAAAAAUGUUGUGAAUCUAGGCAAUCUGGUCAUUGAGAAGCCACCCCCAGUGACACAGCCUCAGAAUGUUAUGGUGGGUGGCCCUCCUCUUCCUCCGGGGCAGGUGCACCCGGGGAAACACCCAGGACAGAUCAACCUGGCCCAGCUGAGACUGCAGCACAUGCAGCAGGCUGCCUUUGCCCAGAAACAGCAACACCAGCAACAGCAGCAACAGCAGCAGAUGCAGCAGAUGAGACUGGCCUCACAGAUGUCUCAGCAGCACCCCCGGCCAGGAGGGCCCGCUAUGGUACAACAGCCUCCACGGCUCAUCAGUAUGCAGCAGCUUCCUCGAGGGCCCGGGGGUAUGAACGGUGCCGCGGGGCCCCCCAUGUUCCCCUCCUCCGCUCACCACAUGCGCCUGCCAGGGCCCUCCCAGGGCCGCAUGCCUGCAGCACAGCCCAGACACAACGGACAGCCUUAUCCUCAGAUGAUGCAGGCUCAGCUCCAGAGACAGAUGUCUUUAGAAUCUGAGCUGAGCCACCAAAGGUUUCGUUUCUUACUACAAUCAGGGCACUCAAACCCAGGCCACGCGGGCCCCUUCCCUGUAGCCUCCCUCCAUAACGCUAACCCCACCAGUCCAACCAGCGCCAGUAUGGCUGGAGCACACUCUCACCGUGGCCCGACCAGCCCCAUCCUGGGACCCAUCGAGCUCAUCCCUUCUGUUACCAACCCAGAGAACCUGCCCUGUCUGCCUGAGAUCCCACCCAUCCAGCUUGAGGAUGCAGGCUCCAGUAGCCUGGGGCACCUCCUCUCUCGGUAUAUCCAAAUCAGCACUCACCAAGGCCCAUUGGACAUGAACACAUCACCAGGGUUAUCCACACAUUCCCCGGGAUCAUCAGGGGUUUCCAAUGCCCACACACCAGCACGGCCUUCCAGCACAUCCAGCACGGGCAGCAGGGGCAGCUGUAGCUCAUCUGGGAGAGCGGCAGGCGGCACAGUGGUGGAACAGGUCCGUGUAAAACAGGAGCCUGGCACUGAAGAAGGCUACUCGUGUACAACUUCUCUUAAGACAGAAAGGGGCAAAGAUGGGAGGAGUGCGUGCAUGAUGAGCAGCACUGAAGACAGCUCUCACCCUGUGUUAUCAUCAGUGUCCGCGGGCCAGGAUGCUCUCAGGACUCUGGAUGAGUUGAUAAAGCAAGAGUCACAGUCUCAAAUGUGUGCUGGCCUUAAUGGUUCCACCUCUCUCUCCUCCACUAUGACCACUACCUCAUCGUCCAGCAGCACACCCCUCACCAAUGGCAGCACUGACAAAAAGCCAGAGGGCGGGGCUUCAGCUACCAAUUCAAAGGAGGAUGACCCCAAUGAAGACUGGUGUGCCGUGUGCAUCAACGGAGGAGACCUAAUCUGCUGCGACCGCUGUCCCAAAGUAUUCCAUAUGAGAUGCCAUGUACCCACCAUUAAAAUCUUCCCCAAAGGGGACUUCCUGUGUACGUUCUGCCGGAGUCUAUCAAACCCAGAGAUCCAGUACUGUGAUGAGAAUCGCAAACAGAAGGGGGAGCCAGCUCUCAGUCCUGAGGACCAAAGGAGAUGUGAACGCCUUCUGCUCUACAUCUUCUGUCAUGAGCUCAGUGUAGGCUUCAGGGAGCCAGUCUCUUCUUCAGUACCCAAUUACUACAAGAUCAUAAAACAGCCCAUGGACCUGAAGAAGGUGAAGAAGAGGCUGCAGGGGCGGAGCUCCCAGUUUUACCAGACCACACAGGACUUUGUGUCAGACAUGAGGCUCAUCUUUAAGAACUGCGCACAGUACAAUGAGAUGUCUCGAAUAAUCCAGGUUUAUGAUGAGAAGAAACAGAUUAAUAACCAGGUGGGAUCAGAGAUGGCCAUCUCCGGCAAAGCAGUGAGCCUGUAUUUUGAGGAGAAGUUACUGGAGUUAUUCCCAGGUCAGACUUUCCCUGAUAAUCCUGAACCGGAAACUCUGGAGGAAUCACAAAACCAAGAAGAUUCGGAGGACUCUGACGACGACUUUGUACAACCCAGAAGGAAACGAUUAAAAACGGAUGAGAAGGUGCUCCACAUAAAGUGAGGAGUACACCAAUGACUGUCUUCCUCCCCAUGUUGGAGAUUAACAAAUACAGUGUGUUCUACAGUUUCAGUCCAUAUUUCCUCCAAACGUCAACUCUGCUUUAACGUGAACUUUUGAGGACAUGCAAACAAGAGCUACAGUCAUUCUUCAAGUCACUGUACAGAAGAUCUGAAAGGACUACUCUUUGAAACAUUAAGUUAUAAAAGAAUUCUGUAUUAUUUUCUAUUCAUUUUCAUUUGUAUAUUACUUGUGACAUUUGCCUUAUCAAAAAGAUCUUAAAUGCUUUGUUUCCAGAAUCAUAUGUGUACCACAAAUUACCAGAAGUAUUUGUAUGACUAUGUGGAAGCAUUAUGUAAAUAAGAGAAUCUAGAUCCUGAAGGUAUCUCAAUAGAUGUUUGAAUGCAACAAUAAAACUUGUUGAAAUACA
This is a messenger RNA of Periophthalmus magnuspinnatus, 3995 nucleotides long. It is a transcript of the gene trim33, whose product is annotated as tripartite motif containing 33. The transcript has 21 exons. Lineage: Eukaryota; Metazoa; Chordata; Actinopteri; Gobiiformes; Gobiidae. The coding region runs from base 35 to 3568 and encodes 1177 amino acids. The record is from RefSeq and is a predicted model, not a curated record. Gene Ontology annotation, molecular function: protein binding; zinc ion binding.